This is a messenger RNA of Sesamum indicum (sesame), 1996 nucleotides long. The record is from RefSeq and is a predicted model, not a curated record. Lineage: Eukaryota; Viridiplantae; Streptophyta; Magnoliopsida; Lamiales; Pedaliaceae.
CCAUCACAGCAGAAACCACACCAGAAAGCCACUCGCCAUGGCAUCUUCUCAUCUUCCCUGCGCCACCACUAUCUCCGCCACCCUUCCUCUUCCCUCUGCCCAGCCUCUCUUUGCGAAGCCAUCACAUUUCCUCACCCAUGCAAAGCGCAGCCCCCGUCUCCAGGUUUCUUGCGCCACCGCCCCAAACAAAAACGACUCCGUCGAUGACACUCCCCAGGGGAAGGUCGACAGGAGGAACAUGCUUCUUGGUUUAGGCGGCCUGUACGGUGCAACCAACCUGGUUUCCACUCCGGGGGCCUCCGCAAAUCCCAUACAACCGCCGGAGCUGGACAAGUGUGGCGUUGCUACAAACGCCGCGAACCAGAAACCUGUAGAGUUCAGUUGUUGCCCCCCGGUUACUCAAAGAAUCAUUGAUUAUAAGCUUCCCCCUGUUUUCCAGAUGAAAAUCAGGCCAUCUGCUCAUAGGGUUUCCCCUGAAUACAUAUUCAAGUACAACAUGGCCAUAGAUCGGAUGAAACGUCUGCCACAAGACGACCCACGUAAUUUCCUACAGCAGGCUAAUAUUCACUGUGCUUACUGCAAUGGCGCUUAUGACCAGCCGGGACAGGGCACGCUGGACCUUCAAGUCCACGAAUCUUGGCUUUUCUUCCCUUUCCACAGAUGGUACCUCUAUUUCUACGAGAGGAUCUUGGGGAAAUUGAUUGGUGAUCCCACUUUCGCCUUGCCAUUUUGGAACUGGGACAAUCCUAAGGGCAUGACCAUGCCGCCCAUGUUCGUGGAUCCUAGGUCCGCUCUCUAUGACGAAAAGCGAGACCCUGCCAGCCUCCCGCCCGCCGUGGUGGAUCUUGGAAACACCCAAGUCACUGACCCGCUUCAGUUGGUGGCCAAUAACCUUACCAUUAUGUACAGUGAGAUGAUUCGUGUUAACGCAAACGUCUAUGACUUCAUGGGGCAGCCUCUCCGCGAAGGCGGCAAACCUAAAGGUGGCGGAUCCUCUGAACGUGGAUCUCACACAUCUGUUCAUAUCUGGGUUGGAGAUCCGAACCAGCCCACCCGCGAGGACUUGGGGAACUUCUACUCGGCAGGUCGGGACCCGUUGUUUUACUGCCACCACGCUAAUGUGGACCGCAUGUGGACAUUGUGGCAAUAUUUCUUGCCCAGCAACAAAGUCCCGGACAAGAGGAUUACUGACCCUGAUUUCCUCAACGCUGCCUUCUUGUUCUACGAUGAGAAUGCUCAGCUCGUGCGCGUCACUGUCAAGGACUGUUUGGAUAACCUGAGAAUGGGAUAUGAUUUCGAAAGAAUCGACCUGCCGUGGCUGGACUACAGACCUCCGCGGCAGACGGCCAAGGCCAAGGUCCUUAGAACGAGCAGUACUGCCCCGAAGGCCUCCACCCUGUUCCCUCUGAAUCUUGACAAAGUUGUCCGCUUCCAAGUCGACAAAACAAAGAAGGGCAAAGCCGACGAGUUGCUGGUGCUGGAAAACAUAACAGUCGAUACAACGAAGUUCCUUAAGUUCGAUGUUUUCGUGAACGAUGAGGACGACAACGCCACCGAGCUCGACAAGGCGGCAUACCUUGGGACGUACGCUCAGGUGCCACACAAAACCCCCAACAAAACCGCCACGAGCACCAUCAGGAUGAAGCUGACGGAACUUUACGACGACAUGGAUAUCAGCGACGAUGACAGCAUUGUGGUAACGCUGGUUCCCAGGCAUCAGGGGCCCGGCGUUACUAUUGGUGGUAUCAAGAUCAUUGAGAAUCCGUCAGACAACUAAUCAAAUCCAGUUGGUCAAUCCGAGGAGCCUUGCUAUUUUGGCUAUUAUCUGGUGUGCACUCCCGGUCUGUCAAGAUGAAUUUGUGUGAAUAAAGAUUUCCUGCAUGAAAUCCUGUGUUAUGGUUUGGUUUAGUUAAUCCUUGUAAGUUUGUUGAUCAUCUGCCCCGGGGAAUGUGAUCGUGCUUUCUAAAUUUCGAAAUAAAUUGAUGAGUUUGAUCAA